This is a messenger RNA of Syngnathoides biaculeatus (alligator pipefish), 557 nucleotides long. RefSeq names its product SRA stem-loop interacting RNA binding protein (gene slirp). Gene Ontology annotation, molecular function: poly(U) RNA binding; poly(G) binding; mRNA 3'-UTR binding. Bases 81 to 389 code for a protein of 102 amino acids. NCBI's taxonomy places the organism in Eukaryota, Metazoa, Chordata, Actinopteri, Syngnathiformes, Syngnathidae. Gene Ontology annotation, biological process: positive regulation of mRNA splicing, via spliceosome; spermatogenesis. The transcript has 4 exons. The record is from RefSeq and is a predicted model, not a curated record.
AAAAAAGUAACAGCCGAAGACUUAAAAAACGGAAGUCCGCAAAUUGCGUCCGAGGUCAAAGUGUUAUUUCAGCAGAAAACAUGGCGGCUCCGUCUAGGAAUUUGUUUGAGCUGUUUGUAUCGAAAGUGCCAUGGACAGUUGCUGGCAAGGAGAUGAGGGAGUACUUUGGACAGUUUGGACAAGUCAGAAAGUGUCUCCUUCCAUUUGAUAAAGAAACUGGCUUCCACAGGGGAUUUUGUUGGGUGGGAUUCACCACAGAAGAGGGACUGAACAACGCACUGCAGAAAGAGCUCCACUUAUUGGAGGGCGCAAAGCUUCAGGUUCAGAAGAACAGGCGGCCAUUUUCUGGACAGAAAUCAAAUAAUGAAAAUGAUGGAAGCUCCAUUUGACUCCCAUGAUCACCUGGAAAAGUUCAUGUGUUCAUUUCAUGUGUGUACUAUUCCUUUUGUCUAUUUGACUAUCUCCUGAAUUCAAUAAUGACAACUGUCACUUGCAAUCAUUCAUGUCAUGCCAGAAAAAAAAUUCCCCCACAUACAAUAAAAACAAACUCAAGUCCA